AUCUUGUAAGGUCAAAUUCUAAAAGCGCAGCGAUGUCUCAAUGGCUGCUGCUGAUCGCUCUCUCGGCGCUGGCGCUGGCCCUGCGCCCCGGCAGCUCGAUCCGUGUGGACGAUCCUCCGGCGAUGGAUCCCAAGAUCGCAGUGUUCGCGGUGGGGAGCUUCUGGAGUGGCGAGGCGGCGUUUGGAUGCAUCCCCGGAGUGGUGAGGACGAGAGUAGGGUAUUGCGGCGGGAGCAAGCAGAGCCCCGAGUAUCGAAAUAUCGGCGAUCACGCGGAAUCCGUGGAGAUCGAGUAUGAUCCGGCUCGCGUGCGCUACGAGCAGCUGCUAGACGCCUUCUGGGCGGCUCACGAUCCGACGCAAGUUUUUGGACAAGGACCUGAUGUGGGCGAGCAAUACAGGUCCAUCAUUUUUACACAGAACGAGGACGAGGCUUUUCUGGCAACAGUGAGCAAAGAAAGAGAGCAAGCAAAGCGACCAUACACGAUGGUUGCUACAGAGAUCGAGCCUCUCGAAACGUUCUAUCCCGCGGAGCUAGAACACCAGAAGUUUGAGCUGCGAAGACGACCACUUCUCUUGCAGCUCUUUGGCGAGCUCGCGGAAGAGGACUUCGUGCGAUCGAGCGCCGCGGCGCGAUUCAAUGGCUACGCAGCUGGAAUGUGUCCGGCUCCAGUGACCAAGGAACUGGAUAGCAAAGUUAGCCAGUUCAUGCGGCACAGGCAAAAACUAAGCUUGCUCUUCCAGUGAGCUUUUUGAGAUUGUUGUUGUGGGAGACAAUCUCGAUCUCCCUGUGACAAUGGCAAUGAUUCAUUCCAGAUGAUUAACUA
Selaginella moellendorffii is the source of this 823-nucleotide messenger RNA. Its product is annotated as peptide methionine sulfoxide reductase A5. The record is from RefSeq and is a predicted model, not a curated record. Gene Ontology annotation, molecular function: peptide-methionine (S)-S-oxide reductase activity. Lineage: Eukaryota; Viridiplantae; Streptophyta; Lycopodiopsida; Selaginellales; Selaginellaceae. Gene Ontology annotation, biological process: cellular response to oxidative stress. Gene Ontology annotation, cellular component: cytoplasm. Bases 33 to 743 code for a protein of 236 amino acids. The transcript is spliced from 4 exons.